AUGCUGUGCCCACACUGUGUCCGGAUACUGAGGUACGACAAGUGUUUGCUUAGGUGUCUUCUACACUCGAGACGUAGAACCACAUUUCCACACGUUUUGAGUCACUCAUCGUGGCUUAGUGUGGGUGACUUUAACCUCCCGCUAAGAAUGAAUCGGUCACAUAGGGACAAAACGUGGCGCCAAGAGUGGCAGAAUGCCGUGCCAUGGGCCGAAAUCUCGAGCCCGGUAGACGCUAUUUUUGAAAAAGCGGUCUCCGAUCGUGAUUUGCAAGAUAAAGGCUGCGCUGCUUUAGCAGGGGUUCUUCAACAGGUUUAUCCUGAGCUUUGUUUUCAAUGUGGAUUUCAGCCUGAAAACUAA
Molecule: messenger RNA, 357 nt
Organism: Plasmopara halstedii
Lineage: Eukaryota; Oomycota; Peronosporomycetes; Peronosporales; Peronosporaceae
Exons: 1
Coding region: 1-357 (118 amino acids)
Source: RefSeq, a predicted model, not a curated record